AUGGACGACAAUAGUUUCUUGGGCGCUUGCGCCAACGUCCACGACUUCCUUUCUAGGAACUCCGGCAAUUUCCACUUCGCCACAACCAUUGAGGAUGAUGCCCUCACAUUAUCAUUCUAUCCGUCAAAUUAUUCAUCCACAGACGACUCUGUUUCUCAAGGCUCUUCCUACCCACCCACACCUGCUUACUCUCCUGUACAGUGGACAUUUGCCACUGGACAGGAGGACCACAUAGUCUCACCGGCACAAGACCAAGUGCCCACCAAUGCUUUUGACACUUGCCUUGUUCCAAGUCCCUUUGGCUUGGAAGCCCUACCUGGACCUGGAUGCCACCUCAACAAGGACAGCGCGUCUAGUGAGGAGAGAGAUGAGCUUGGAGGUGACAGUGAGAGUGAGGAAGGUGGUGCUUCUACCCAAGGUGAAAUCUCUAUGCCUAACGGCACCCUUAACGAUUCUCACCAGUCAAAUGGCUCAUCUGUUUUACGCGACUCCUCCAAUCUAAACGCUACCCCAGUCUCAAACGGCCCAUCCGUUUCCAACGCCACAUCAGUCCUGAAUGGUAUAGCCAUUUCAGCUGAUGUCCCUGCAUUAACCAUUUCCAAUAUUCCUACCAUGCUAACUGUCCAAGACGCUUCUAGAGUGUCUGUUGAGGACAGAUCUAUCAGCACCAACACCACCUUACCUGCAGAAAGUGCAGAACGCUCUACUGUGUCCUUGGACACCAUACUAGAAGAUAAACCCGGUGAGCCGUCGCAUAUAGCAGGGUUCUAUGACGUGCUCAGCCGGAUCAUAGGAGAGGCAGGAUAUAGCCUGCACGACAACAACAACAACGACACCAUUGAGGACAACGUUGACAUGAAGGAUGGGACUACAAGUGAACAGGUACAGUCCGUCCCACUUGUAGACUCGUCCAACGUGUCCUCCAAAGCUAACAAAACACCACCUAUCCACGCCAAUUCGUUGGUUCGCUCUAGUGCUAUUGGAGAAGACAACGAACCAGUCGACAUCUACUUUGUCCGUCCCGCGCUAAACAUCGUCCAGCCAGGACAACCUUUGCCAACCGACAAUGUUCCACCCACGCCACCUUCUUCGACCGAGAGCUUUACUCCAGUCGACGACAUCCCAAAGCUCGAGCUACCAAAGCCCAACCUUUUUUCGAAAAUGACACCGUUCUACCAAGUACAUCUGUCCACCGUUCUCGAUGGCAUCUCGCCGAGAGACGCUAACACUUACCUUACAUCUGAAGUCGCUAGUUUUAGCGAUUUUCACUCUGUCUAUUUCCACCAUGUUGCCAAUGCUAUAGCGUCUUAUUGUUUCUGUCAGGACCAGCUAAUCUCUAUUGACUGGGAGGUAGAAUCCUACCAGAAUGAUGAUUACCCUGGCCAUAAAACGCUUACUGCUGGGAAUAUUGAUUUGCCUUCCGGAGCUCGCAUGCUCUCCGAAGCAUCCAAUAUGCUUCCGAUUUUAAAAUGUGACAAACGAAAUGUCAUUAAGAGCAAUCUACCUAAGUCUUUCUUUAUUGGGCGCUAUAACGAAGUUAAUCCAUUUAUAACCCCGCGCGAAGCACGACACUUCAACGCUAUCAUAGCAGUAGCCCGUUUCCAUGGAGAAGACGAGUUUGCAUCCAAACUCAAAGACUCUCUCCUCAUGCCUUUCCCCGACGAAGAUACUAUCGGCGCUAUGGCUGAAUGUGACCUUCUCGAUACCGGUUCGAACAAGCAGAUAAUUCAAUUCGCUCGGGACCGUGAUAAGGUCCUCAAUGUUAAACGCUCAUCAAUAGUAGUCAUAGCUACCUCGCCUUUUCGGACGGAAUAUUUCGAUGGUCCGUCCUCUCUUCCUUCAACCUGGUAUGAGCUCUCUGGUAUUGACUAUGAUGAAGAAGAUUUUAAGGGUUCCGAGAAAUGUACUCGAGCCCCAAGCAAAAUGGUCCGAAAGUUCUUCCUCUAG
Suillus subalutaceus is the source of this 1947-nucleotide messenger RNA. RefSeq lists its product as uncharacterized. NCBI's taxonomy places the organism in Eukaryota, Fungi, Basidiomycota, Agaricomycetes, Boletales, Suillaceae. The transcript has 3 exons. The record is from RefSeq and is a predicted model, not a curated record. Bases 1 to 1947 code for a protein of 648 amino acids.